UGGAAUCUAGACAGAUAUUUUUUUUUCACGCACCUGCUCCAUUUACUUGCUCAAAAAACGUGAGAGAAGGAAAACGUGACCCGAAACGCGCUGUCGAUUUCUGUUUGUAGCAUGUGCUGAUAGUUACGACUUGCGAAAACAUGGAAAAUUUAGAAAAAUCAGUCGAAGAUAACAAAAGUGAAGAUAACAACGAGAAAGUUCCACUCACGUGGAAAGAUUUGGGACUUGUGGAUACACUCUGCAAAACAUGUUUAGAUUUAAAAUGGCAGGAACCUACCAGGAUUCAGCAGGAAGCUAUCCCUCUGACGCUUCAAGGCAAGGACGUGAUUGGAUUGGCAGAGACUGGAUCGGGAAAAACUGCUGCGUUCGCAUUGCCUAUACUGCAAGCGUUAUUAGAGAAUCCUCAGAGAUACUUUGCGCUAAUACUGACGCCCACAAGAGAAUUGGCAUUCCAAAUCUCAGAGCAGUUUGAAGCGUUAGGCUCCAGUAUGGGCGUGAAAACCGUGGUGCUGGUAGGUGGGAUGGACAUGCAUGCGCAGGGAAUGAUACUGGAGAAGAAGCCUCACAUCAUCAUCGCUACGCCUGGUAGAUUGGUCGACCACUUGGAGAACACGAAAGGCUUCAAUUUGCGUCAGUUAAAGUUUCUGGUGAUGGACGAGGCGGAUCGCAUCUUGAACAUGGAUUUCGAGGUGGAGGUUGAUAAAAUUCUCAGAGUGAUACCACGGGAGAGGAGGACGUUAUUAUUCUCGGCGACGAUGACUAAGAAGGUGCAGAAGUUGCAACGUGCGUCCUUACGAAAUCCCGUGAGGGUCGAGGUGUCUACCAAGUAUCAGACUGUAGAAAAACUGCAACAAUAUUACAUAUUUAUUCCAGUGAAAUUCAAGGACGUGUACCUCGUGCAUAUCCUGAAUGAAUUGGCGGGCAACAGUUUCAUGAUAUUUUGCGGGACCUGCAAUAAUACGGUAAGGACUGCCUUACUGUUACGAAACCUGGGCUUCACGGGGGUCCCGCUGCACGGACAGAUGUCGCAGAACAAGAGGAUCGCCGCGCUUACGAAAUUUAAAGCAAAGAACAGAUCUAUAUUAAUUUCAACGGACGUUGCCAGCAGAGGUCUCGAUAUUCCGCAUGUGGAUAUUGUCAUCAAUUUUGACAUCCCUACGCACAGUAAGGAUUACAUACACAGAGUAGGUCGUACUGCGCGUGCAGGUCGAUCAGGCCGUUCCAUCACAUUCGUCACGCAAUACGACGUGGAGCUGUAUCAACGAAUAGAACAACUGAUAUCGAAACAAUUGCCGUUAUAUGCCACGGAAGAGGAGGAAGUGAUGUUGCUGCAAGAGAGAGUGAGCGAAGCACAGCGGAUAGUAAAAAUGGACAUGAAGAACAUCGAAGAGAGCAGAAAGUCAGGCAAACGGAAAAAACACGGCGGCGACAACGAGGAUGACGACACAGAACAGUCUAUUGGAGUGAGGAAAAGAAUGAAAGUGAAGAGUAAAAGAAAAUGAGGAUAUGUUGUUAAUAUUAAUUAAUUCAAUUAAUCUCGUAAUAAAAUUUUUUUUCUAUGACUUUCGUGCUUUAAAAUCCACAUUAUUAAAGUAUUACUUGAACUUUGUUGAACGAAUAUUUUAAUAACCGGGCUCGCAGCAUCUCAAUAAAAGGUAUUUGCCGUUGUAAAGGAUAUCUGAUAAAACUCAUGUGCUUUCAACUUUGAUUCGAGUUAUGCAAAUAUGAAUUAAACAAUUGUUGCAAAAAUACAGAUCCGCAGAAAUGCAAAUAAGAUCGAGACUCUGUUCGAUAAUACUCGAUAUUUAAUAGAAAACAAAAAUUCAAAAAUCUUUUAUGCUCGAAUCCAAGUAAAAAAUAUCUUUCGUAAAUCAUGUUCAUUAUACAGUAUAAAUAUUUUCUCAUAUGUAUUGUAAUUAUAUUGUAUCAUUACGCGAUAAAUUCUGAACUCAUGUUAAGAUUAAUGCCACUCUAAAGUUAACAUCAGAAUAUGCACAAUUCAUAGUUCGUGAUUCACAGUUCGCUAUUCGUACAAAAUUUUCGAAAAUUUGUUGCUAAUGUGGCGUUUCCGCACGAUUUGCGAUUUACGAUUUUUUCAUGACACGUUAUAGUAAUUCGAUAAUUUUCGACUUUUGCAAUCCUUAUUUUUGAGAUUUUACAAUUAUUACAAUUGAGAUUUUAUAUCUUCUAUAAAGAUGUUGUAAGUAUGCAAUCAUCUAUUCACUUAUUGUUAGAUUCCAUUAUGGAAAAUCGAUUAAUCAUCAUAUUAGAAAAUCUAUUAGUAGUCUAAUCGAUUUUUUACUUGAUUGUGUUAAGUGUCACAAUCGACUUUUUAUAUUCUUAAUGCACAGAGUAGUAUUAUGCGCGAAUCAACUGACUAAUUCGUGAUGAUUCGCAUGAUUUAUUGAAAAAUCACUCCGCUGGCGAAUCGACAAGUUUGAUAAGCAACAAACUCAACGAAUUUUGUUUAUUUACACUGUUCUCAUCUCAUACAAAUUGCGAGCUAUGAAUCACGAAUUACAAAUCGCGCAUAGUUUGGCGCAAGCUUGACUGGAUUGGCGGAUGUAUGAUGGGACGGAAACUUAUACUUAGAGGAUGCUCCUAUUAAGACUUGAAAUAUAAUUAAGACUCAGCAAUAAGGCGAACAUUGUUAUACUGAAGAAAUUAGUACUGUAUUUUAACGACUUGAAGUCUUUGCACAAAGCAGUAUGGUAUUUAAAUAUCACUCAAAUAAUCACAAUAAAAUAUAUUAUUAAGUAAAAUCACAAUUUCUUUAUCAUUUGCGGUGAACGCGUUAGGGGGGAAAAUUAAUUCGAAGCAUCGAAGACAAAAUUUGUUAUUAUAUAACAAAUGGAGGUCUUCUCUUUCACUUGCACGCUUCUAUUUGAGUGUUAUCACAUAAGCAGAAUAUUCCCGUUUACGAGAAGAAAAUGCAGACAAAGGAAAGCACGUUCGUCCCUACAGCAGAAAAAUGUUAUAACGAGCGUUAUAACGGUCAUUAUGUACAGCUUUUACACUACUGUAAAAUUGAUAAUUGAUUCUUUUCAUCAAACUCCCUAUAGAAAAUCAGCAAUCCAUUGUACAAGUUUUUGUAGUACAAAAUACGGUACAAGAAACACGGUAAGUAUUCCUUCGAAUUUACAACUACGAUGCAUCCUCUAAUCGCUAAGAGAUUAUUAAUUGUAUAAAGUGG
This is a messenger RNA of Wasmannia auropunctata (little fire ant), 3193 nucleotides long. It is a transcript of the gene pths, whose product is annotated as probable ATP-dependent RNA helicase DDX47. The transcript is spliced from 8 exons. Bases 141 to 1502 code for a protein of 453 amino acids. The record is from RefSeq and is a predicted model, not a curated record. NCBI's taxonomy places the organism in Eukaryota, Metazoa, Arthropoda, Insecta, Hymenoptera, Formicidae. Gene Ontology annotation, molecular function: RNA helicase activity; ATP binding; nucleic acid binding.